Amblyraja radiata (thorny skate) is the source of this 4193-nucleotide messenger RNA. RefSeq names its product kinesin-like protein KIF2A. Gene Ontology annotation, cellular component: microtubule. Gene Ontology annotation, biological process: microtubule depolymerization; microtubule-based movement. The coding region runs from base 167 to 2392 and encodes 741 amino acids. Lineage: Eukaryota; Metazoa; Chordata; Chondrichthyes; Rajiformes; Rajidae. The record is from RefSeq and is a predicted model, not a curated record. Gene Ontology annotation, molecular function: ATP binding; microtubule motor activity; microtubule binding. The transcript has 21 exons.
CGGAGCAUGCGCAGUGCAGUUGCUCUGCCUCUCUGGCGGUCGCCACCCGGCAACAGAACAGAGAGAAUACGGGGAAGUGUCUGGAAACUUACAAGGGAAAUCAACGAUUAAACGGUUUUAUUUAAAUCAACGGCGAUAUCGUGCGACGAAUGGUAGGCGAUAAAGUAUGGCAAUCAAUUUCGGAAGAGUCCAUAUCGGGAUUUACGUCGAAAUCAAGCGGAGCGAUGGAAGGAUACACGAGGCAAUGGUGACAUCAUUAAAUGAUGAUAAUGAAAGUGCGACUGUGGAAUGGAUUGAAAAUGGCGAUACAAAAGGAAAGGAGAUUGAUCUCGAAAGUGUUUUUGCACUUAACCCAGACCUUGCACCUGAUGAAGAAAUUGAGCCAAGCCCUGAAACACCGCCACCUCCAACGCCUACUAUCAAAACUAAUAAGAUAGCAAAGAAUCGCCGAACUGUGGCUGCUAAGAAUGAAACUCCUGCCAAAGAUAACCGAGUGGCAUCAACAAGAUCAAGACCUAGCCAGCUUCCAGAGCAUUCGUCAGCUGCUCAUCAGAAUGGUAGUGCUACAGAUAUCUCUCCAGCCCAGUCUGGAAAAAAAGAUUUUGCACCACCAGCACGUAGAAAAUCAAGUUGUGUUAAAGAAGUUGAAAAACUCCAGGAAAAACGUGAAAAGCGACGAAUACAGCAACAAGAGAUGAGGGAGAAAAGGGCUCAGGAAGUUGAUUCUACGAAUCCAAACUGGGAAAUUAUGUGCAUGAUUCGAGAAUUUAGAUCAAGUCUUGACUACCGACCGCUUACAGCUACUGAUCCAAUUGAUGAACAAAGAAUAUGUGUUUGUGUAAGAAAACGACCACUAAACAAGAAAGAAAAUGUAAUAAGAGAUCUGGAUGUAAUUACAAUUCCCAGUAAGGACGUAGUAAUGGUUCAUGAACCAAAGCAAAAGGUGGAUUUAACAAAGUACUUAGAAAAUCAAACUUUUCGUUUUGAUUAUGCCUUUGAUGAGACUUCUACAAAUGAAAUGGUUUACAGAUUUACAGCUAGACCUCUGGUAGAAACAAUAUUUGAUAGAGGAAUGGCAACGUGCUUUGCGUAUGGUCAGACUGGAAGUGGAAAAACACAUACCAUGGGUGGUGACUUCACAGGAAAAAACCAAGAUUGUUCUAAAGGAAUUUAUGCACUGGCAGCUCGGGAUGUUUUUCUAAUGUUAAAGAAACCAAAUUACAGGAAAAUAGAACUUCAAGUGUAUGCAACAUUUUUUGAAAUUUACAGUGGCAAGGUAUUUGACUUGCUUAACAAAAAAACUAAGCUAAGAGUGCUGGAGGAUGGCAAGCAACAAAUUCAGGUGGUAGGGCUUUCAGAACGAGAUGUUAAAUGUACAGAAGAAGUUUUAAAACUAAUUGAAGUUGGUAAUAGCUGCAGAACAUCAGGUCAGACUUCUGCAAACGCUCACUCUUCAAGAAGCCAUGCAGUAUUCCAGAUAAUUCUUCGCAGAAAAGGGAAAAUGCAUGGAAAGUUUUCUUUAAUAGACCUGGCAGGAAACGAGAGGGGAGCAGACACCUCUAGUGCAGAUCGACAGACGCGUCUUGAAGGUGCUGAAAUUAACAAGAGUCUUUUAGCACUAAAGGAAUGUAUCCGAGCCUUGGGUCGAAACAAACCUCAUACCCCUUUCAGAGCCAGUAAACUUACUCAAGUGCUUAGGGAUUCAUUUAUAGGAGAGAACUCAAGAACUUGCAUGAUUGCCACUAUCUCCCCAGGGAUGGGCUCUUGUGAGAACACACUAAAUACGCUUAGAUAUGCAAAUAGAGUAAAGGAGUUUGGAAUAAGUCCCUCGGACAUUCCCUUUCAGCAAGGUGGUGGGAGCCGUUCUGACCUCUCUCCUACCUACCUCGACUAUGAUGACUUCCCUCCUUCACCGACCAGAGUGAAAGAGUUGGUUGUGGAUCAAAAUGGUUCUGGAGAAGGGCGGGCAAAUAUCCUGGUACCAAGUCAGCUUGAUGCAUUAGAAGCGCAAUGGGGACUUGGAAGCUCUCCUCAACGGGAUGAUCUCAAAUUGCUUUGUGAACAAAAUGAGGAGGAAGUUUCACCUCAGUUGUUUACUUUUCAUGAAGCUGUGUCUCAAAUGGUGGAAAUGGAGGAACAGGUUGUGGAAGAGCACAGGGCAAUAUUUCAGGAGUCUAUCCGAUGGCUGGAGGACGAAAAAGCACUUUUGGAGAUGACUGAAGAGGUGGAUUAUGAUGUGGAUGCAUACUCCACACAACUGGAGUCAAUUUUAGAUCAAAAGAUUGAAAUUCUGACUGAACUGAGGGAUAAAGUGAAAGCCUUUCGUACAACUCUUCAGGAUGAAGAACAGGCUAGUCGGCAAAUCAAUCCGAAGCGGCCAAGAGCCAUUUAAAUUUCAAACAAAUUCAAAUCAAAUGGUUCACAAAAUCCUAUUACAGAAACUUCCCUACUAAUUUGAGCUGUGGUCACCAGAAGCCAAUCACUGGAAUGCUAAGAACUUUUGGAACUACAUCAAUUGAAACGUUCUAUCAUUUUACUUGAAUUUUUUUUUUAAACACACUCCCAUGGUAUUACAACUAAACAAAUGCUUCUAAUCCAACAGCACAGGGUUAGAACAUUUAUGAAGUACUUUGACAUUUUUUUGGGCUUUAGCAAAAACCUUUAGCCAGAAAAUCUUUGCCAAUUUUUUUUAUUUUAAUGUGUCAAAACAACUGUGGAAAUUCUGCAUUUAGAUACUCAGUAUUUUUUAUUUUAUUUUCUAAUUGAUGUGGUUACAUUUUAUUACCAUAGCUGGCUGUGCAGUUUAAGUGUGUUUGCAUGCAUGCACAAACCAUUUGUGAAGUAAUUUCCUAUUAGACCAGAUUGAGCUUGCCCUGUUUUUUUCCUUUGCCUUCUGAAAGGCUGAAGUUCCCCAAACAAACAUAUCUAACAUUAGGCAUAUGUUACUUUAAUAAAAACAUUGUUUUCUGUGUAAAUUAAUUUAUUAUGCUCUUAUUUUGUUUUGAGCCAUCUUUUGUCAAGUAUGUUCUAUUAUUUCACAAGAUAGUGCCAUAUCAUCAAUGUAUUUAAAAUGGCAGUUGGUCCCGAAAUGUAUAAUGGUACACAUAUAAAUUGACAUUCCAUAUACUUUAUCAAUGAAGUCUUUAAGUUUAGCUUUUUUUAAGGUGUUCACUUUUUUACAAAAAAUCAGUAAUGUUCUUCACAACAUAUUAUUUUAACAACAAUGAGCGAGAGUAUUUAAAAUAAAAUGAACCAUUGGGAUCAAUUGUACUUAAAACAUCAGUACUAAAUAGGAUUCAACGACAAAGUUUCCUUCAUAUUUUCAAGAUUUCAAUGUGACCAUACUUUUACUAUUUUUUCUAUGUACAGUUAAUUAAAAUAUAGAUCAAAGUGGUAGGAAUUAAUGUAUUGAAACAUUUGGUUUGAAGCGUGAUUAAAGGGCAAAGCUUGGGAAUUAGUGAAUGGAACAGUAUACUGUGAUGUCUCACUGUUCAGAUGAGUACAGACUGGAGGUGGUUUCAGAAAAACUCAGUUAGGAUGACCUACAUUUUAUGUCUUUGAAAUCAUUGUACAAAAUUUUCCCUACGUUCAUUUAAAUACGCAUCACAUUGUGUGAACUACAGAUUACAAUGGACAGCUAUCCCACCUAACGUUUCAUUUUUAACUAUCAUUUAUUCAUUUCCCAUUCACUAAAAUACAACCUAAGUCCGUUAUUUUACGAGUUUACUUCCUGCAGAUAACAGUAAAAUGUUGCUGAAUGUGAAAAGUUUUAAUGCAGCAUUCUUCCACUUCAUGUAAAAUGUGUAUUUAAUAUCUUGUCUGGAAUUGCACCUAAUUCUUACCACAUUGUGGUUUAGAACUAGAGUUGACGAAAUAUUUGGAGGGUUUUGAUAGAAUACUGUAGUAAUAAUAAACUGGAACUUGCGGAUAUUCUGAGAAGUGUGUUUAACGUUAGUUUUUAAUCUUCCUCAAGUAAUAACCAAUUCAACAUGAAUUGAAAACCCUGUUUUUGGCAUUUCACUUCAAUCCAAAUGUGAUAUCAUCCUAAUUUUUAUUCAAAAAAUUGUUAUAGGAAUUUGGAACAGUGAGGGCUUGUGCAUCAGAUUUAAGUACAUUUUGUGAUGUUUUGCUCUUAAGUUUCUAAAUACCCUUUUGUAAAAUGCCAAACAAAAUUAAAGGAAGCUAAACAUGGA